AUGGCCAACAUCACCGUAGACUCAGCAGUCUCUCAAGACGACCUAGUCAUACCCGUCUGUAUACGCCUCUCCGCCAUAAAGUCCCACCUCUUGCUAACCAACACCAAGCUCAUCGACUUCUCCGCCUUCCUCUCCGGCGACCCCAGCGCAAAGAAACAAACCGCCGACGCUGUCCUCAACGGCUUUCAAAACGCAGGCUUCAUCUACCUCAAAAACCACGGCAUCCCCCCUUCCACCGUCUCCACCGUCUUCUCCCACUCGGCCAAAUUCUUCGCGCGCUCCCAGGCGCAAAAAGAUGCGCUAGCAUGGUACUCGGCCGCCGCGAAUCGCGGCUACGUCACCCAAGGGCGCGAAAAACUCGUGGUCCUCGAGCAAACAGGGACAGAGGCCGAGAUGCGCAAGAUUGUACCCGAUUUGAAGGAGAGCAUGGAAAUUGGGCGCGACGAUGAGCCGGAGAUGCCAAAUAAGUGGCCGAGUGGGGAUGAGGAGGCGGUCGAGUUUAAGAAGCAAAUGAUGGGGUUUUUCGAGACGUGCAAGGGGCUGCAUGUGCAGGUUAUGCGCGCCAUUGCGCUGGGCAUGGGUAUUGAGGAGAAUUGGUUCGAUGGGUAUACGGACGCCGGGGAUAACACGUUGAGAUUGCUGCAUUACCCAGGAGUAUCAAAGUCGAUCUUCAAACGGGACGACGGACAAUUGCAAGUCAGGGCAGGGGAACACAGCGACUAUGGUUCCAUAACCCUCCUCUUCCAAGACACCCGCGGCGGCCUCCAAGUCCGCUCCCCAAAAGGCACCUUCGUAAACGCGACCCCCAUCGCCAACACCAUCGUCGUCAACGCCGGCGACCUGCUUGCCCGCUGGUCAAACGACACCAUCAAAUCCACACUCCACCGCGUUGUCGAGCCGCCCGUGCAGCCAGAGGAUGCAGAACGCGACGCCUACCCAGCCCGCUACUCAAUUGCCUACUUUUGCAACCCGAAUUUCGACCGUGUGAUUCGCACGCUGCCGGGUACGUAUGGGGCCGAGGGCAGCAAGUAUGAGGAUGUGGGGAGUCGCGAGUAUGUUAUGGGCAGGUUGACGGCUACGUAUUAG
This is a messenger RNA of Plenodomus lingam JN3, 1086 nucleotides long. NCBI's taxonomy places the organism in Eukaryota, Fungi, Ascomycota, Dothideomycetes, Pleosporales, Leptosphaeriaceae. The record is from RefSeq and is a predicted model, not a curated record.